CCCUCCUCCCCUCCGCCGGCAGAUGGUUUGCUCCGCGGACACCCGAUAUAUAGCGCCGUCCGGGGGCGCAUCCCCCUGCGCGCCCCCCCGCGCCCCCGCGCCCGCACGGAGCCUCCGCGGCGCGGCCGCUCCGCCUGGCCGGCGCGCCGCCGCCGCCGCCGCCGCCGUCCGCCCCCUGCCGCCCGCCCGCCUCCCCGCCUGCCCCCGGGCCAUGUCCGCGGGCUCCGGGAGCGAGGCGGAGGAGCUGCCCGACAUGGACCUGCGGGCGCUGCAGCUGGACUACCCGCCGCCGCCGGCCAAGCGGCAGCCGCGCGGCGAGCUCUACCCCUCGGGGGACAACUCCUCGGCGGCGGAGGAGGAGGAGGAGGAGGAGGAAGAGGAGGAGGAGGAGGAGGACGGCGAGGGCAGCUGCGCGGCGGGGCCGGCGGGCGGCGGCUGCAAGAGGAAGCGGGCGCGGGGCGGCGGCCCCGGGGGCAAGAAGGCGCCGUCGGGGCCGCGGGCGCCGCCGGCCGAGGGCAAGCAGUCGCAGCGCAACGCGGCCAACGCGCGGGAGCGGGCGCGGAUGCGGGUGCUGAGCAAGGCGUUCUCGCGGCUCAAGACGAGCCUGCCCUGGGUGCCGCCCGACACCAAGCUCUCCAAGCUGGACACGCUGCGCCUGGCGUCGAGCUACAUCGCCCACCUCCGGCAGCUGCUGCAGGAGGACCGCUACGAGAACGGCUACGUGCACCCCGUCAACCUGACUUGGCCAUUUGUGGUUUCAGGAAGACCUGACUCUGACACCAAAGAAGUUUCUACUGCCAGCAGAUUAUGUGGAACUACCGCUUAGUCAAAGUAAAUAGUUUUUUUUUGUUGAUGAUGAUCAUUUUUUGAUGGGCCAGCUAUUUUUAAGAGCUGUGAUUUACGGGCUCAAGACUAGAAGAUGGUCACAAAAAAGCAUCUCUAACAAACAGUGUUAAAUCUGUGUGCCCCAUAAUUUCUUUCCUAGAGUUCCCAGGGAAGCAUAUUUAAAGCUUAAAAGAAGGGAGGCAGUGGAGAGGAGCAUUGCUGUGAACUGGCUGCAGCAGCUGAAGUCUGCGAUUUGGAAAGGCCUUUCUUUGGCUUCAUCAUGCUUAUCACUGCCUGAGGACCUGUUGUUCUGAGGCUUUUAAACUAAUGGAGGAGGAAUAUAAUGAUAUGGAAUUAACAGCAGGGACCAAAAUACAACUCCACAAACUAACCCCAAACAGUGUUAUUUGUAUUCUAAAGCAAAGCAGUAUUUUAGAGUAGCUUUGAAACUCAGAUAGAUUUAUAAUAUAUUUUGAUGGUUUUUGUAUUCAUGGAUCUGGUUUGCUGCAGCUAUGCAAUAAGUACAGUCAUCCUUUUUUUUUGACCUUUUAACCAGGUUUUUCUUAAAGACAUGUAAGUAGCUAAGUUCUACAUUUAGGCUGUCAUCCACUGGAAUUAGACUAAUGUUUGCCCUUGUUUGUCUUGAAGUGCCACAUGCAAGAGUGUGCAAAUGUCCCCAGAAAUGUGGCAGAGUUUCUGUGCCUUAAUCUGGAGAAGGAAUUCUGCUUACCAUAAAAAGGGUGCAUGUGUUGUAAAGAAUGGGCUCGUAUGAUGUUACAAAAGAGCAAGAAUUCACAACGUUUUAAAUAUUAUUCCUGUACUGUUAGGCUUAUCUAUGAAACAUGUUUACCCUCAGAUGAGUUCUAGUGACAUAUCUUCACUAAUUCAAAUGCUGUAAUGAAAGAGAAUGCCAUCAAAUAAGUUGCAAAUGUAAAUAAUUCUAUUUUUUUAUAAAUGAUAUUAAAAGCUUUGUUACAAUGA
Messenger RNA from Dromaius novaehollandiae (emu), 1806 nucleotides. RefSeq names its product musculin (gene MSC). Gene Ontology annotation, biological process: skeletal muscle tissue development; regulation of transcription by RNA polymerase II. Lineage: Eukaryota; Metazoa; Chordata; Aves; Casuariiformes; Dromaiidae. The transcript is spliced from 2 exons. Gene Ontology annotation, molecular function: RNA polymerase II transcription regulatory region sequence-specific DNA binding; DNA-binding transcription factor activity, RNA polymerase II-specific; protein dimerization activity. The record is from RefSeq and is a predicted model, not a curated record. The coding region runs from base 23 to 826 and encodes 267 amino acids.